AAAAAAAUACCGGAAGUAACUGAUCUCUUCCGGUGCCAUCUUUGCCAUUCAUUCGCCCAUUUCUUUAGCAUAUCGAAAGUGCGUUCGUAGCAUUUAUAAUUAAUCGCAGUGGCACUUUUAAGUUCUACUAAAGUGUAAUUUAAUAUUUAGUUUGGUUCACUUUUGAAAACGAUGGCAAUGAACUGUCUUGUCGCUAGCAUGACCGCUUGCCGACUCGAGCUCACGAUGACGACAACGCUGUAGUUGAACUUGACGCGUGUUGUCUUCUCGCUUGCGAGCCUAGUAAUGGUUUUCCUGAAAUGGCGCAUUCUUUUGAGUCGACUUUCCAAAUCCAAACCGCAGGCAGGGGUCGCGCAGCUGUGGAGACGAUGCGAGACACGCGACGACUUCCUCCACGAAAUUCCAAACGCAAGACACAACGGAAGUACCGCUGUUACAAGAAUGUCAAGUGCAGCGGCUUCAAGCCGAGAUGGACCGAAAAGAGUUUCUAUUGAGGGAAACAUCGCUGUUGGAAAGUCAACCUUUACGAGACUCCUGGAGGCAACUUGUCCAGACUGGCACGUCGUUGCUGAACCUGUCAGCAAAUGGCAGAACAUCGACAGCGGCACCUCCUCAAAGAAGACGGUGAGCAACCUGCUGGACAUGAUGUACCGCGAUCCCCAGCGCUGGUCGUACACCUUCCAGACUUACUCCUGCAUGAGCCGCCUGAAAACUCAGCUGCAGCCCCCUCCUGCUCGCCGCCCCCUCUCACGGGGAACGCCGGUGCAGGUUUACGAGCGCUCUGUCUACAGCGACAGAUACAUCUUCGCCCUGAACAUGUUCGAGCUGGGAUGCAUCAACUCGACUGAGUGGGCCGUCUACCAGGACUGGCACUCGCUCCUGGUGGAACAGUUUGGACACCAGGUGGCGCUUGAAGGCAUCAUCUAUCUCAAAGCGCCUCCUGAGAAAUGUAUGGAGCGCCUGCAGCGACGAGGGAGGCCCGAGGAGGAGAACGUGCAGCUGGACUAUCUCCAAAAGUUACACGAGCAGCAUGAGAGGUGGCUUGUGGAGAAAAACACUGAGAUCCAUUUUGAGUCUUUGAAAAACCUUCCCGUGUUGGCGGUGGACGCCAGCCAGGAGUUUGAGAGCGACCCAACAGCGCAGGAGAACAUCAUGCGACAGGUGAAAGAUUUCUUCAAGGAUUUAUGAAGAGCGAGUCUUGAAUCCGAGCAGAGACCCAAGUUGAAGGGGAUCAGUCAAUAGUCCACUUGAUGUUGUUGGUCUUGGACCGCACCCUUUGAAGCUCACGGUUUUUAUUUAAAUGUUUGUUCUGUUACAGUCACUGGAGAUUUAAUUGGAUACACACACGUACUCACUCCAAUAAGAUCCAAUUAAAGAGCUGUGUCAAAAUAAUGCCUUUAAUAUCUAAUUAUAAUAAAAAGUAUAAACUGUAAAAGUAUAAACUACGAAUGCAUGAUUGACUGCGACAGUGUGCUUCAAACACCUCCGAUAGUGUCAACUGCAUUAUUAUUUUUAUAAAGACAUAUUUUGACACGGUGGAACAGCUGGAAAGCGUUGGCCUCACACUUCUGAGGUCCCGGAUUCAAUCCCGGCCCCAUGUGUGCCGUUUGCAUGUUCUCCCCCCGUGCCUGCGCGGGUUUCCUCCCACAUCCCAAAAACACAUAACAUUAAAUUGCCCCUAGGUGUGAUUGUGAGUGUUUGUCUCUAUGCGAUUGGCUGGCGACCAGUUCAGGGUGUUACCCCGCCUCCUGCCCGUUGACAGCUGGGAUAGGCUCUAGCAUUCCCUGUGAGGAUAAGCGCCAAAGAAAGUGGAUGGAUGGAUGGAUAGUUUAACUUGUAUAUUUGCAGCCAUGUGGUUGAAUUUGAGAUAUGCUUUGUGUUUUUAAUACAUUCCUGGAUGCUCGUCUAAAUAAAGUAUUUCUUUUUAUUUCUA
Molecule: messenger RNA, 1933 nt
Organism: Syngnathoides biaculeatus (alligator pipefish)
Lineage: Eukaryota; Metazoa; Chordata; Actinopteri; Syngnathiformes; Syngnathidae
Gene: spaw
Product: southpaw
Exons: 7
Coding region: 286-1188 (300 amino acids)
Biological process (GO): SMAD protein signal transduction; BMP signaling pathway
Cellular component (GO): mitochondrion; extracellular region; cytoplasm
Molecular function (GO): deoxynucleoside kinase activity; type I activin receptor binding; cytokine activity
Source: RefSeq, a predicted model, not a curated record